UGUCAGGUCAUUACCUAAGAAGCACACAGUCGUGUCGCUGUUUGACAAAUGCUCUGCUCACUAUUGCUCACAGCGGCCCCGCUUCACUCUCUAGUCUGCUGUUCUACUUGGUUUUAACGCUAUUUCUGCUGUCCGGUCUUUAUCUUUAUAGUUUCGAGAAGGCUUGGAAAAGGUCUUAAAAACCUUCCUGCAUUCUUCAGAGCACCUUUGAGUUUGCCAUAGGCCAGGAUGGCUGCCCGUCUUCUCCGAUGCGCAUCCAUGGCCCUGCUCCAGUGCAGUCGUUCCCAUAAGUCCGCAAGGCCGCUCCUAGCACUGAUUCCACCCGCUACGCUAGGAACGUGCCGAAGUAAGAAGACAUGGCCCAAGACGUUCCCCGAGGAGGAGCUGAGGAAGCAAUUGAGCCCCAUGCAGUACCAUGUUACUCAGCAAAAGGGCACAGAGAGUGCUUUCACAGGAAAAUACACAGAUAACAAAGAGGAAGGAACCUACCACUGUGUCGUUUGCGGUGCCCCUCUUUUCACGUCUGAUAAGAAGUUUGACUCUGGAUCAGGAUGGCCGUCCUUUUUUGAUUUGAUCAAUAAGGACUCUGUAACACUAACUGAUGACUUUUCGUAUGGGAUGCACAGAGUGGAGACAACCUGUAGUCAGUGUGGUGCUCACCUGGGCCACCUUUUUGAUGAUGGACCUCGACCAACAAAGAAACGCUACUGCAUAAACUCCGCUUCUCUCAAUUUCCAGGCGAAAAACAGUGCCUCUGAGGAGGUGGAAGCAUCUGGAGGAGCAGGUCAAUCACCACCUUCUAGUAAGAAUGAAGAACUUUAAUAGGACUUGAAAUAGACCAAUCAGAUGUCACGCUACUCCAAAGUCACUCCUGAACCAUCAAUUCCAAAUCAAGUGAGCCGUGCAAUCAGACAACUAUAUAUUUAGCAACAUUCAAGAUCACAAUAUGCAAUAUCAGUAUCCAGAUAACAGAUUAGAAUGGCCUUACGUUUGCUCCUCAAUUUCUUUACUUGAAUUUUGUGUCAUUUUAAGAGCUCAUAUCGCUUCAAAGAAAUUUGCUCUGCUAAAAUGUUUUUUUAACACUUGUUGGAAAUUUUCAAUUAGGGGCAACAGACUGAGACUACAAUGGAAAUCUGGUAUUUUCUUUUAUCUGUUUUCAUUUAAAUUCAUAUUUUUAAAGAUUGAGAAUUUUAAACAACUUUUAAAAAAAGAGAAGUGUGAUGGGGAAAUGAAAAACACUGUUUCUAGGUCACUAAUCAAGUAAAUUUGUGUCAUCAGACUUUGUAUAGAGAGUCAGGUAUUCUGAAGCUCAAGAUGAUUUUUGAAUCAUACAUGAAUCAUGCAGAUUUUAUUUUCGAAUGUUUUUUCUGAUAAUAUGUGUAGUGAAAAAAAAAAUGCAUUUUCUCUAGUGGUCUCAGAUUUUUUGGACCCCAUUGUAUAUUGAAAGUUCAGUGAUUGGAAAUGAAUUAUAUAUGUAUACUUUCUCAGAGCGCUGUGUUGUUUUUGAAGUGACAUGUGAUACAGGGAGGUCAAGAAGUUUGAGGAAAAUGCUAUGCAAGUGCUCCUGUGAGCAGUAAAAUAAGCACCGAGUGGAGAACAAAGCAUUCUUUGAAAUAAAAUGGAACAGAUGACAAAUGUUUAGUCUGAACACAAAUGUAGCCUGACUUUUAAGGGUGCUUUUUUGGUCUCCCUGCUUGCAGUGCCUAUUUUUGUCCUGAGUUGUGAGUUUUUUUUUUCCUGAUUUACUUUGAUUGAUAGAAUUUAAUUAAUAUUGACCGGUGUGAUUAAAGAGAUAUUAAGAAUAA
This is a messenger RNA of Cyprinus carpio (common carp), 1805 nucleotides long. RefSeq names its product methionine-R-sulfoxide reductase B3, mitochondrial. Gene Ontology annotation, biological process: response to oxidative stress; protein repair. NCBI's taxonomy places the organism in Eukaryota, Metazoa, Chordata, Actinopteri, Cypriniformes, Cyprinidae. Gene Ontology annotation, cellular component: cytoplasm. Gene Ontology annotation, molecular function: peptide-methionine (R)-S-oxide reductase activity. The record is from RefSeq and is a predicted model, not a curated record.